Priceomyces carsonii is the source of this 180-nucleotide messenger RNA. RefSeq lists its product as uncharacterized. The transcript has a single exon. The record is from RefSeq and is a predicted model, not a curated record. The coding region runs from base 1 to 180 and encodes 59 amino acids. Lineage: Eukaryota; Fungi; Ascomycota; Pichiomycetes; Serinales; Debaryomycetaceae.
AUGAAAAAUAUUGAGGAUAACCAGAGCAAAAUUUGUGGACUAGAGGUAGAGCCCUAUGGAAUAAGUAAGGGCUGGGAUAGGAGAAAUACCACUGUAGUCUUUUUUAAUUUCUCCAAGAAUGUGAUAGGCUUGAGUCUUGCCAUAGACCCCCAGAUCAAUUACUGCGAAACGGUUCGAUGA